AUGCAACCAGCCAAAUCGGGCCCGUACCGGGCCGGCCCGGCCCGGCCCGCCCGUCCGCAGCGGCCCCUGGACCCCCGCCAGCGGGGAUGGGCGUGGGCCCCGACGGCCACCGCCCCGCCAACGCGGGCUCCGGAGGAGAGAGUGAGCCCCACCCGCUACGCCAGCCCCGGACCUACCUGCAGAGAGCGGGGCUCCUGGACAGGCACGGGCCCGAGGGCGGGCGUCGAGGCGGCCGGAGCCCGUCCCAGGGACCCCAAGUGUCCCCGGUGGGGCAGGGCGGGCAGAGACGCCGGGGGGCUGCCGCGGGCCAGCGCGGCCCGUCGCGGAGGUCGCGGGGACCUGGCUCUCCCCUCAGCACCAGGCCGCCGCCGCCGCCGCCAUUUUGCCUUCCACUCGGUGUCGCCGCCGCCGCACUCCGCUGCAGGUUUCCCGGAUGUGGGCAUUUCCCGGCGUCGCUUGCGCGGGGGCCGAGGACUGGGGGCUUCUGCCCGCCCGGCCGUGGGGAGCCGGCGCGCCGCCGCCGGCCUCCCGCCCUCCGCGGCCGCCCGUCCCCCUGCGUGUGCCCGCGCGUCGCCCCGCGUCGCCCCCGCUUUGCGCUCCCCAGGUGUCUCGCCACGGCUGAUGGCGUUCGGCUCUCCGCCUCCCAAGCCCACUCAUUUAGUUCAGUGUCUUUCUCAAUUGAGCGCUUUCUGUGGAAGGACGAAUGUAGAAUAA
Phacochoerus africanus (Common warthog) is the source of this 714-nucleotide messenger RNA. Its product is annotated as serine/arginine repetitive matrix protein 3-like. Lineage: Eukaryota; Metazoa; Chordata; Mammalia; Artiodactyla; Suidae. The record is from RefSeq and is a predicted model, not a curated record.